Messenger RNA from Vigna unguiculata (cowpea), 737 nucleotides. RefSeq names its product phosphoethanolamine N-methyltransferase-like. The record is from RefSeq and is a predicted model, not a curated record. Lineage: Eukaryota; Viridiplantae; Streptophyta; Magnoliopsida; Fabales; Fabaceae.
UGGGACUAAAACCAGGUCAAAAAGUUUUGGAUGUAGGUUGUGGGACUGGGGGAGGUGACAUUUACAUGGCUGAAAAUUUUGAUGUUGAGGUAGUUGGCAUUGACCUCUCCAUAAACAUGAUUUCUCUUGCCAUUAAACGUGUAAUUGGACUCAAAUGUUCAGUAGAAUUUGAAUGUGCCGAUUGCACUAAAAAAUCAUACCCUGAGAAUACAUUCGAUGUAAUCUAUUCCCGUGACACAUUGCUACACAUCAAAGAUAAACCAUCACUAUUUAGAUCCUUUUACAAAUGGUUGAAGCCUGGAGGUACACUUCUAAUAACUGAUUACUGCAAAAGUGUAGGAAGUCUAUCAGUAGGAUAUGCUAACUACAUACAAAAAGGAGGAUACUAUAUCCAUGAGAUGAAAACAUAUUCUCAGAUGCUCGAAAAUGCUGGAUUUAAUGAUGUCAUUGUCGAGGAUCAAUCUAAUUUGUUCAUGAAAACACUACAACAGGAGUUAAAUGCCCUCGAGAGCAAGAAGGAUGAUUUCAUUGAUGAAUUCUCGAAGGAAGACUACAAUAUAAUUAGUGAAAGAUGGAAGACCAACCAGAUGAGGGGUGUAGAUGGUGAACAAAUAUGGGGUUUGUUCAUUGCCAAGAAAAAAUGAUGCUUAAUUCUGAUCAUAUCUCUUAUUAUGCCUAUAUAUUUAGUUCAGUAUUAUGAACAGUUUUCCAGAUAGCAGUUUGUAUAACUAUUUUGU